Molecule: messenger RNA, 1635 nt
Organism: Aspergillus luchuensis
Lineage: Eukaryota; Fungi; Ascomycota; Eurotiomycetes; Eurotiales; Aspergillaceae
Exons: 2
Coding region: 1-1635 (544 amino acids)
Cellular component (GO): nucleus
Molecular function (GO): chromatin DNA binding
Source: RefSeq, a predicted model, not a curated record
AUGAUUGAAGCACCCCCAUCGCGUGGAUCAUCGCCAGCGAUGGAAGAUCCGGGAGAUGCUUCCGAUAAGGAUCCUGAGGCGGAAGCCCAGGCAGAACCCAGCCAGGAGGAGGAGACAGCUGCAACGCCCGCCCAGGAUUCGAACCCUCCAUCGCGCGGCGACACUCCUACACGCAUGGGCGGCCGCAUGUCAGCCAUCCCACGAAAGCGCCGCAUAGGCCGUCCUCCGAAGAACCGUCCCCCAGACUGGGAUGCGCCUGAUGACGGCGCCCCUCAGACCCCGAUCCAUACAUCCACGCCGGUCAAGCGAAGGCGCGGUCGUCCCGCUGCUAGUGGUGGAAGGUGGGCACGUAACCGGGGCCCGUCGCAUGUUACCCAGGUUCCGAUCGAUAAGGAGGGCAAUAUGAUGGACGUUAUCGACGACGAAGUUGCUCUCCCAGACGACCCCGAGGGCGAGACAAAGGUGGACAAGAACGGCAACCUGCUGGGCGAUCGAGAAUACAGGGUCCGUGUGUUUACGAUUCUUAACCGUGGUGAUCGCAAAUACAUGUUGUCUACUGAGCCUGCGCGAUGCAUUGGUUUCAGGGACUCGUACCUGUUUUUCCAGAAGCACAAACUCCUCUAUAAGAUUAUCAUCGACGACGAAGCGAAACGCGAUCUCAUCGAACGAGAAAUUAUCCCCCACUCUUACAAAGGCCGAGCUAUCGGUGUUGUCACCGCUCGGUCUGUCUUCCGGGAAUUCGGUGCAAAGAUUAUUGUUGGUGGAAAGAAAGUCAUCGAUGAUUACCAUACCCAGGCCGCGAGGGAGCGUGGAGAUGUUGAGGGCGAACUUGCCGUCCCGGAAGAUAAGCUCCCUGCCCCAGGCGAGCCUUACAACAAGAAUCAAUACGUGGCCUGGCACGGUGCCAGUAGUGUCUAUCACACCAGCGCUCCGUCGGUGCCGUUGCCCACCGGAAAGGCGGUGGAUUCGAAGAAACGUAAGGUUACAGUUACUGGUGUUAACUGGAUGCUCGAACACGCCCGAGAGGCGAGCAACUUCAACUCACUCAUUUCUCUUGCGCGCCGCGAAAACCUUGAAGGACAGUAUGACAUCCACACCAACGUCAUGCAGUACCCCAAGAUUAUGCAACCAACGCACGCCCGUUGGGAGCGUCUGCCUCCUCCCGACCCGCGAGUUGCAACCAAAUUAGCUCAGGGCAUGUCCACCCUGAGCCUGACGAACGGCACCAGCGAAGCAGAGCCAGCUGCUGUUGACAGGGAAGCCAACGAACCCAGCGACAGCCGUUCUGAACAGCCAACCACGGAAUCCACCCUCUUCUCCUCAGUUCCAGCUGCACUGUCCCGCCGAUUCGCCAUUCAUGAUAUUCAGUUUGAAUCUUCGCCGUAUUCCAACCUGGGCGUUCCCGGCCCAGACGGCGAUGUGCACGAUCUCGGCUCCAACGGCCUAAUCAGUGUCGCUGACUCCGCGAAUCCCGAGUUCACGAGCCCCGAAAUCCUGGAGGAACUUCCUCCCGAGUGCAAGGAAGCCCUCAUCGAGGCUGCUGCACAAGAAUGGGAAUGGAAAUCCAAGUGGUGUCACGAAGCGAACGACGGGGCUCGCGCUAAAUUACUCAAGAGUUACGCCUGGUUUCCAUGA